Messenger RNA from Periophthalmus magnuspinnatus, 3272 nucleotides. RefSeq names its product erythrocyte membrane protein band 4.1 like 4B (gene epb41l4b). The record is from RefSeq and is a predicted model, not a curated record. Gene Ontology annotation, cellular component: cytoskeleton. Lineage: Eukaryota; Metazoa; Chordata; Actinopteri; Gobiiformes; Gobiidae. Gene Ontology annotation, molecular function: cytoskeletal protein binding. The transcript is spliced from 23 exons. Bases 512 to 2815 code for a protein of 767 amino acids.
GACGCGUGGCAGACAGAUGGCGCUGGUUUGACGCUGUCGACUCGUCCAGUUGAAGGAGCAGAAGUUUGUUAUGUGCUGUGUAGCGCACAUGCGCAGACCAGGCUGUUUGUCCAGUUUCACUGGUUGACUUUUACCUGUGAGGUAGAUUAUAGUUUCGGGAAGGAGGUGAGAGACUUGGGAAUAAGCCCCGCAUCAGUCCAGAGGCACAGAGUGGAUUUUCCUCCGCUCACGAGCUCACAGUUGGCACUGUAUAUUCUGAGGUCCCGCUGCGGAGCCACGGACUUUCAGGAUUUAGGGGUCGGUGCGCAACAGCGAGCUCCGGAGCAGGUGCAGCGGGGACAGGACGGAGGGAGGAGGGAGCUGCUAAACCCACCGGGCUCUCUCGUAGUGGCUGUGUGUACAUUCAGAGCACGUUCACUUGGUAUGCCGCUGUUACUCCCGGUCUGAGGACCGGUCUCUGGCUCUCAGGAGGUUCUCCUCGCGCUGGGAGAACGACUCUUGGACCAGGAAGAUGAUGGGCUUUCUACGUCGGACGUUCAGCCGCCGCUCGCGGAGCCGAUUCCAAACGAGAGAACGGGACGAGCGGGACGGAAAGCUCGGGGCAGGAGGGGGCGGAGGGGUGAUCGGGAACCCCCUGCUCCUGGCCCAUCAGCAGCAGGUUGUCCACGCGCCAGCGGUGGUCACCGGGGGGGCCUCAGUGCACAUCCCCGCGGCGGAGGGCGCGCGGACCUCCAUCGCCUGCCGCGUGCUGCUGCUGGACGGAUCAGACGUGAACGUGGAUCUACCCAGUAAAUCCAAAGGCCAGGACCUGUUCGAUCAAAUCAUGUACCACAUAGAUCUAGUGGAGACGGACUACUUCGGACUGCAGUUUAUGGACUCGGACCAAGUCUCACAUUGGCUUGAUAUGUCCAAACUAAUAAAGAAACAAAUCAGAGACGGUCCCCCUUACAGGCUCUUCUUCCGAGUCAAGUUCUACUCGUCGGAGCCCAAUAAUCUGCGGGAGGAAUUCACAAGAUAUCUCUUCGUGUUACAGCUGCGACAAGACAUCCUGUCCGGCAAAUUAAAGUGCCCAUAUGAGGUUGCUGUGGAGCUGGGAGCAUACUGUUUACAAAGUGAGCUUGGAGAUUGCGACCCUUUGGAGCACUCUCCGAUGUUGGUUUCUGAGUUUCGUUUCACCCCUAAGCAGACUGAGGCCAUGGAGGCAGACAUCUUCAACAGGUGGCUGGAUCUCAGGGGAAAGAGCCCUUCUCAGGCAGAAAUCUCCUUCCUCAACAAGUGCAAGUGGCUGGAGCUCUACGGCGUCGAUAUGCACUUUGUCAAGGGCCGAGAUGGAGGGGAAUAUGCACUAGGUCUCACUCCAACUGGCAUCUUGGUAUUUGAAGGCUCCAACAAAAUUGGCCUGUUCUUUUGGCCAAAGAUCACUCGUCUGGACUUUAAGAAGAGCCGCCUCACACUGGUUGUAGUGGAGGAUGAUGAACAGGGUCGGGAGCAGGAGCACACAUUUGUAUUCCAGCUGGCCAGUGCCAAGAGCUGCAAGAACCUGUGGAAAUGUGCGGUUGAGAGCCAUGCAUUUUUCCGGUUACGUCAACCUGGCAACGGCAAAGCUAACCGCAGUGACUUCACCAGACUGGGGUCUCGCUUCAGGUUCAGUGGUAAGACGGAGUACCAGGCGACACAUGGAGGCCGGCUGAGGAGAGCGAGUGCGUUCGAGCGAAGGCCGAGCAAGCGUUACCCCUCCCGCUCACAGUCUCUGGGCAAAGUUGCCAUUUCUCCUGCCAAGCCACUACAUAUCAGCGCACAUGCCAGUCCUGAUCCUGGGCUUCAUCAUUACCAGCACAACAUUCCCAUGAGCCAUGAGUCAUGGCACAUGGCUCACCCCGCGCUCUCGCCUCCUGUUUACCUUCAGCCAUUGGGGCACACUCCUCCUCACAGCUUCCCUCUGAGUGGUCCCAGCUCUGGACAUCAGUUCAAUGAAGAAGACAAGACUUCAUUUUCAGGAAAAGCCCAACGACAUCACCGAAGACACACCCACAGCCAGGACACGCUCUACCACUCGCAUCACAAAAACAAGCGCAGACCUGCUCCAUGUGCUGCAGACGGACUGGACAUUUCUCAGACUCUGCUCAAAGCUCUGGAGUCUGACAGCGACUCUCCUCCAUGGCCUUCACUGCACCUCAACAUCGACAACAAGGGAGAGGACAAACUUCUGUGUGAUAAGUCCCUGCUGCCCCCCGCCUCUCCUGCUGCACUGUCCGAACAACAUAAAAGCAACAUCCUCAAGGCCCAGAUGGAGGCUGCGUUCAAGGAGGCUCCAACAACUCCUCAAGGCAAGAGUUCAAGUGAGACCUUCAGUGACAGAUAUCAGAGUUCAUCGCAAGACUCUGCCACAUCCAGUUUAGCCACAGAUAAAACUUCACAAAGACUAGAUCUCAACCCUACCCCAGAAAGACCCAAAACGGACGCCAGCAGCAACCGCAGAAAACGGCUGGUCAGACAAUUCAGUUUUAAUCAUGAAGACGAGGACAAUCUCCCAGAAGCCCUUGCUGCAAUCUCCUCUGAAAGUACGGCAAAGUCAGGCUCCACCGGCUCACUGGACCGACAAAUUCAACCUUCCAUAUACCCACAGGUUGAGAACAUGCCAACUCUGGAAGUGGGUAUCCCCUCCCCUCUGCCGUCUCCUCAUCCGUCCCCCUCAUUCUACCACAACUCCACCCCUCAUCUGGACCCCUAUCUCGCUGCACAUAAUGACAGUGUUGAAGAGACAAGAGUGGACAGAGAGAAGAUCCUACGAGCCCUCCUUAUGACACAGCUCUGAACCAUGUGACCUGCCCCCAAAGACGUCAGCUACAAUCAACACUUGUAUAUUUGCAUUAUAAGUGUAUAUUCAGCUGUAAAGAUAUAUAUUUCCAUUAAGACAUAAAGAUGUUAUAUUUGCAUAAUUUAGAAUAACUUUAUACUCAUCCCUCCAAACUGUACUGGCUUAUUUAUUAUCACUGACAGAGCAAUGCAACACGUGCGUCUGGUGCUGCCUGCUGGUGCUUUGUAAUGUUACCAACUCUAACGCUGUUUAUCUCGACUGUGUUUCGAACUGUGAAAGCCACGAAUUCAGACUCCUAAGACUUUAAUUAGGCAAAGCAUUCAGUCUCUGCAAGGCUGGACAUUAAAGAGCAUGUAUGUAACUUUUCUGGUGAAGGGUGUAUCCAUAGAUACUACUGGUUUGCCUGGAAUGUUCCACAGAAUGGCAUUAAAUGUAUUUAUCUCACAUCUUAUUC